This is a messenger RNA of Vombatus ursinus (common wombat), 4667 nucleotides long. RefSeq names its product zinc finger protein 239-like. The record is from RefSeq and is a predicted model, not a curated record. The transcript has 3 exons. Gene Ontology annotation, molecular function: DNA-binding transcription repressor activity, RNA polymerase II-specific. Gene Ontology annotation, biological process: negative regulation of transcription by RNA polymerase II. NCBI's taxonomy places the organism in Eukaryota, Metazoa, Chordata, Mammalia, Diprotodontia, Vombatidae. Bases 3435 to 4487 code for a protein of 350 amino acids.
ACAAAUUGCUCAUGGAAGGUGAAGGUUGUGCACACCUCCCUACAAUUGCUAAUCAAUCCCUAGCCUCUUAAGUUUCCUGCAGUUGGUAACUAGUGCAGGCAUCUUGUAGGAUACUACAUCCUGGCAUGUAAAGACAGUACUUGGAGCAAUUACUUAGUGCUCAGAGAAUGAAGGACUGGGAUACCAGUGUUGGUUAGAAGAGUUAGGAGAGAAUAAUUCUGUACUCUGAAGAGAAAGGUGAGAAUAAGUCUAUACUGGGACUUAGUGUGGCCGGGAGCUGUCACCCUAAUAAGCUUAGGACAUAAAUACUUGUAAAACUCUCUUACCAGCAAGGGAUGUUAGAGUGUUCAUUAUGGGUUUGAUGUUGUUCUGGAUUUUGCCAUCUCGCUGAUUCAUGAGUACCACUCAGUUAUCCAGGGCUGCAGUGGAGACCCUAGUCAGAUUUUGUGAAUGGAAAUGUUCUGAUCUCCUUGUAGUCUCCACAUGGAAAAGAGAAGGCUGGGGGUAAGGGGGGUGGGCAGGGCAUGGCACAAACCUCAGAUGCUAGUGGUAAAGUGCUGAUGAGUCUGUGCUAGUGGGUCUUUGCUGGAAUUAGCAUUUCCCAGAAAGGCAGUUUCCCCUUUUCUGGUCACUUUUGACUGCAUAGGCAGUCAAGAGGAAUAAUUGUAUUAGCAUCAGCUUCUCCAGUGUUUUUGUUUGUUUGUUUGUUUUUUGUUUUCUGUAACUGGUGGAGCAGCAUACUUGCUGGAAAGUAUUUGAAUGACUUCCCUGUUAGUGCCUCAAGAGAAUCUGGUGCCACCCAAGUGGUUAAGGGGUGAGCAGUUAAAUCUGGAGCCCUUGUGGCUGGGGUCUAACAGGUAUAGGCAGGCAUUUUAGCAAGGGUAUUAUAGGGUAUACCAACAGCCAUCUUUAUCAAUGUAAUAGGCUUAAGGUUAUAUUUCACAAUUAUUUUAAUUUGCAUUAAAUUAUUUAAGCAUUUGAAUGUUUUUGGUAUAGAAACCCGAGCCCCCCAGCUCAUCAUUAUUGCUGGGGAUAUGUUCCAGAUGGUACAUGACACCCUGAUAAGUAGAGGCAAGGGAAAUUUACCACUAAGGAUAAUAGGGAAGUUCUCAUGGUGUGCCCAUACUGAUCUAGUCCAGGGUCGAAUUUCAGUGUAAUGAUCUAGGGAAUUUUCGGGCAGCACUACUCUCACUUUGAUGGGAGAUUUGGGUAGUGCCCUUUUCCCAAAUUGAGCUCUGAGAGAUGGGGCUAAAACUAUCUCAUAAUGUCCCUCUAACAACAAGAGUCUGAAUCUACAGUCCUCAGAAUUUCCAGUGCCUGUCCAAAAGCUUUUAGGGUGGGGAAAGAGUAUAUCCAUAUACUAUCCACUUCAAGGAAAAGCAUUGUUAGAUAGAGUCCCUAAAAGGAUCUGGAUUGAAAGCAUGGGCUGAUGCAAAGCAGGGGAUUGCUAGUUUAAGAAGAAAGGUAUCUUGGUGAAAGGGAAUGGGGAAGAAACAAGAAAAAAUUCAGAGGACUAAGUAUCAAAAAAAUGUCCUGGACUGGCUGAUGAAUAAACAAGAAGAAAAUAGAGAAAAAGAACUUCUCCAGGCAGAGGAGAGAGCAAAAGUAAAAAGGAGGGAAAAUGAGAGAAAAGUUGACAAAUGAGACAGAUGUUCUCAUGGGAGGUGAAAAGACCACUUACAAGUACACUGAAUUUGGGGAAACCUGGUUAAAUGGAGACACUGUCUACAUACUGAAAAAAUCACCUGACAUGUAUAAUGUGACUCUAGUUUCCUUUCUGGGACCCAAGAAUACAGGCUUCCUUAAACUCUACCCUAGGCAGAGAUAAUCAACAGAGGGAAGAAAAAUUUUUUGUUUAAGACAGAAAGACAACUGUGCUGGACAGUAGUUGUGAAUUAUCCAUGAUCUGUAAAAGAGCAGUCAGGCUUUUCCCUAACAGGCAUCUUGUUAGAAACUAGUUCAUGGGGAUGUGAUGAUAAUAUCUGGAGUAGUUACUGGACUAGUGGAUGUAGAAAGUAGAGUUUCAGUACUGGUAUUAGUGAGAGGGGGGAAAUGAAUGAGCAUUUAUUAACCACUUAGUGUGUAAGUGCUGAGGAAACAAAUAGAAAAACAAGGCAGUCCCUGCUUUCAAAGAGCUUACAUUCUAACGGGGAGAGAGCAUAUAUAGGUUUCAGCUGCAAGUCAGAUGAAAAGAUCCCAUAGUCCUUAGGGUGUAGCAGGAAAGCUGAUGAUAAUGAAUAUUCUUUAAUGUCAUUUUUACUGAUAAUCAUAUCAACCUGUAAUGUUAAACCAUUUGACAAUGCCAAGGACUUUGAGGGCAAGAACUUUCUUUUCUAAGCAGUUACCCAGGCACAUCUUUGCAGGGGUUACUUCCUGGGAUGAUGGUUGUGGAGGGCUGGGCUAGAAGCAGGGCCUGUUGUAUAGAGCAUUCUGUCAUUCCCCAGCCUGGGGCUUAUCUUCCCAAUGGUGACAGUCAGCCAAGGAAAGUGAGCCCUUUCUUCACAGUGAUUGCUGUCCUCAGUGAUAACUACAAAUUACAGGCCGGAAACAAGGCCAGUAAUCUUAGGGCCACUGCUAUUCCUAAGGCUCUUGGGUUCUGGGUCCUCAGCUCUCUCUAUUAGGGUUUGAGGAGAGGUUAUGGUUUGACUUUGCUGGCACAUGCUACCUCAUCUCUCCCUGAGGAUGCUUUAUUGCUUUAGCUAGGUUUGAUUGCCUGCCCCAGAGGUGACAGUUGGCCAGUGGUUAUGGUACCUGUUCUGCCACCCACUGAUCAAGCUAGUCAGUUUUUUUCCUCUGUUCUUUAUCUCUAAGAUAAACAGAACAAAGCUUGAAUGACAGAAUAUGGAAAAGUUUGGAGAGAAUCUUUCUAAAAGUCUCAGGUUUACCGAGGUGGCUAGAGAUAAUGAAUCUUUGUACAGAAGGAGAAGAUGGUAUGUUUGCAUCAGGACUGAACAUGUCUGGGGAAGAUGAGAGGCUAAGCAGAUCAAUGUAUCUGAAAGUUGUGGGCUGUCACCUUGUGGAAAUUCUCUGUGUCAGGAUGAUUGUGCGUGUUGGAGGAGAGGCAGGGUUGGGCAAUAUUUUGGGUCAUAAUGUGCCCCUAAUACCAGCUGGGGGGUUGGGGUAGGGGCUAGAAUAAAGGGAACCUAGUUACACAUUGAUAGUUGAAUGGCAAAGUUCUGAGUUUCUUGUUUCCAGAAGGGGAAAAGUGAUCCAGAGAUGUAGGAUGAGUGGAAAACCUGACAAGUAUAAGUGAUCAAAGGAUUUGAACAGCUUUCAGAAGAAAUGACAAACAACCACAUGGAAAACAUGCUUCAAUUAUAAAUAAUGAGAAAAACAGCUCUGAAGUUUCGAUUUACAACCAUCAAAUUAGUAAAGGGUUUCCUAUAUCUAAACCAGAUGUGAUUUUCAAAUUGGAGCAAGGGAAAGAGCCAUGGAUGUUCAGUCUGCAGAAAGUCAGAGAGAGAGAGGUCCCAAGAAAUUCCCCUCCAAACUGGGAGAGUAGGCCUGACACCCAACAGUCAACUCAAAAUGAGAACAUUUCUGAAGAAGCAGAAUCACCAGGGAUAUUAGUUCCUCUAGACCCUACAUUUGGAGAAAUUCUUCUGUCUAGGGGUAGGUUGGAGAAGCAUCAGGAAAACUCUAAAGGGGAAAAAUGGAAGAAAUCCCUUUUCCAUGAGAAUACUUUCAAGCAGUUGUCAAUUGGUCUCACAGAAAGCCCCAUUAAAGAAAGAGACUAUGAAUGUAAAGAUUGUGGAAAAAAAUUCUUUGACCGCCCAUCCCUUACUCGACAUCAAAGGACUCAUAAGGGAGAGAAGCGCUAUAAAUGUAAUGAAUGUGGAAAAGCCUUCUCUAAACAUUCAUCUCUUACUGAACAUGACAGAAUUCAUACUGGAGAGAAACCCUAUGAAUGUGAUGAAUGUGGAAAGGCCUUCAGCCUGAAAAGUAACCUAACUCGACAUCAGCUAACACAUACUGGAGAGAAACCCUAUGAAUGUGAUGAAUGUGGGAAGGCCUUUAGCCGUAGAAGUGGACUUAUGAGACAUCACAUGACUCAUACAGGAGAAAGUCCCUAUAAAUGUUAUGAAUGUGGGAAAGCCUUCUUUAACCCUUCAUCUCUUAUUGAACAUGAGAGAAUUCAUACUGGAGAAAAGCCCUAUGAAUGUGAUGAAUGUGGGAAGGCUUUCUCUAACCAGUCAUCUCUUACUGUACAUGAGAGAAUUCAUACUGGAGAAAAACCCUAUGAAUGUGAUGAAUGUGGGAAAGCCUUCUCUAUACAUUCAUCCCUUACUGUACAUCAGAGAAUUCAUACUGGAGAAAAGCCUUAUGAGUGUGAUGAAUGUGGGAAAGCCUUCUUUGACUGUUCAUCCCUUACUAGGCAUCAAAGAACUCAUACUGGAGAGAAACCUUAUUUAUGUAGUGUGUGUGGGAAAGUCUUCAGUAGCAAGGCAUCUGUCAUCCAGCAUCAACGACGUUAUGCCAGAGAGUAAUGUAGGAAUAUAAUUUAAAGAAAAUUUCCAUCAGAUCUGUCAUUUUAUUGACUACCAAAAAGUCAAAGUGGGAAAAUGGGCCCCCAUAAACACUUAAAAAUGGUCAUAUCUUAAACAGUUGGGUGGGGGAGUAGGAAACAAGUAUUUAUUAAGCACCUGCUAUGUAUCAGGCACCAUGCU